AUGGCGGACUCGAUCGAUAGAGUCUUCGGCCAUGCGCUCAAUACUGUCAACAAGAUCCGACCAGGUUCAACAAAGCCACCGUCUGCGGACCGGCUUGCCCUAUAUGGAUUGUACAAGCAGUCAAUGGAAGGCGAUGUGGUCACGCUAUCAGCACGGCCAGCAGCCUCUUCUGCAGCGUUUGCCCAGAUGUCGGAGGAAAGCCUGAGAAAGGAGCAAGAGAAGUGGGACGCGUGGAAAAACAACGAAGGUCUCACGAGGACGGAGGCAAAGCGGAGGUAUAUCGAGAAGCUCAUUCAGACAAUGCACGAGUACGCUUCCGGCACCGACGAGGCUCGCGAUUUAGUCGAGGAGCUUGAGUUUGUUUGGGACCAGAUCAAAAACAAUAGCCAGCACUCGGGCGACAGUGAACGGAGUAGUCCGCUUCAGAACCUGGAACGGAGCGGCUACAUCAGCAGUUCCGGUAACGGUGGGAUAAGCUCUUCAGCCGCAGCGAUGGAACCUCCGACGCCUCGAGUUGGAUCGCGGAUGAGGGUGCUAAGUCCCGUCUCGCAAGCUGAUGAUGAGGAAGCUAUGGAGGAGAAGGAGGAGUUCGUUGAUGCGCGAGUCUCACAGACAUCUCGCCCUGGCGAGGCUCGGUGGCGGAAACGUAUCGAGUCCUCGCUGAUAAAGCUCACCACGGAAGUUGCCGCACUUCGAGAACAGCUUGAGUCACGACGCUUCCUUAAGCAACAACGACAACGCAGUCUCUUAGGUUGGCUGUUGCGCUUUGGAUGGUGGGCUGUACAACUUCUGGUCGCCGACGCCGUCAUACUCUGGAUUGUCAUUCUCUACAUGAGGCGCAAGAAAGACCGCAGGCUGGAAGGCGCGGUGAGAGUGUUACUGGGUGAUGCUGUUGCACAGGUGCAAAGGGUCGGCAGAGAGGUCAAGAUGCCGACUUUACCCAAGCUACCCGGUCGCCGGGUAGAGAAGAUUCUAUCGAGCUGA
This is a messenger RNA of Baudoinia panamericana UAMH 10762, 984 nucleotides long. RefSeq lists its product as uncharacterized. Gene Ontology annotation, molecular function: fatty-acyl-CoA binding. The coding region runs from base 1 to 984 and encodes 327 amino acids. NCBI's taxonomy places the organism in Eukaryota, Fungi, Ascomycota, Dothideomycetes, Mycosphaerellales, Teratosphaeriaceae. Gene Ontology annotation, biological process: fatty acid metabolic process. The record is from RefSeq and is a predicted model, not a curated record. The transcript is spliced from 2 exons.